AUGCAGGGGUUGGAUCUGGAUCGGGAUCGAGAUCGGGAUCUUUAUAUGGAGCAGUAUCUGUUUGUGGCUGGAAAUAGCGAUGCAUCCAACACCAUCUGUUGUGUGCCAGUGUGCCUGAAGGGCAAGAACUGGGCCCGUCCAAGUGCCCAAGUGGAUCUGGGUCUGGGUCUGGGACUGGGUCUGCCUAUGGGUCCCGGGGCUGGCCUGUCCAUCAUCAUCGAUUCCCGAUCCCCGAGUCCCGAUUCAAGGGCGACUGCUCCUUAUCGCAAUCCCCUGGACGAAUGGCAGGACAUGUCAUUAGGCGGGCUUCGCUUCAGUUGCAGCUCGAUUAUGGCCGGGACUAGAGUGGAACUCUGUUCGCGAUUCCUGCUCUUGUGGCAGUAUCGUCUUGCUCGCGUUCUAUCGCUGCUCUCCUCCAAAUUGGACAAGGAGAAGCUGCAGCUAAAGCCCCCAAAAAGGGGCAGCAACAAUCGCAUCCUCAGUAUCCUGUGGCGUUGUUUGUUGGUAUUUAUCUACGCAGGAGUUUGGCCAACAUUAACUGCACCGGCUAUUGGCAAUAGAAUAGAAAGCUAUGCGGAUUUAAUGGCCGUACUUCAGGUCCUUUCCGUUUCCGUUUUGGCAAUUAUAUCAUUUAUAAUCCAGGCGAAGGGGGAGGAUAAGUUCCAAAAGGUUUUGAAUAGAUAUCUGUGCCUUUACCAAAGGAUAUGUGCCACUACCCGUUUGAAGCAACUGUUCCCACCGAAAUUUGUGGUUUUCUAUAUGCUAAAAUUGUUUUUCACACUCUGCGGUUAUUUUCAUGAAUUUGUACCGCUGCUCAAGGAAGAGCACUUUGAGAACGUCGCACGAAUGGUGGCUGUCGUUUUUGGCAUUUACAUGUGGUGUGGAACGGUUUUUGUUUUGGAUGCCUGUUUCCUGGGAUUUUUGGUAUCCGGAAUCAUGUACGAACAUAUGGCUGCGAAUAUUUCGGCUAUGCUGCAGCGGAUGGAACCGAUAGAAUCGCAGGAGGAGGGAAAGCGAAUGAGUCACUAUCGCAGGAUGCGACUCCUGUGCGAUUUCGCUGAUGAGUUGGAUGAAUGUGCCAUGAUCUACAGUGAGCUCUAUGAAGUCACUAACGCCUUUCGCAAAAUGUUGCAAUGGCAGAUCCUCUUCUAUAUUUACUACAACUUUGUAAACAUUUGCCUGAUGCUCUACCAAUAUAUUCUUCACUAUCUAAAUGACGAUGAAGUGGCUUUGGUGUCGUUGGUCAUGGCUUCUGUUAAGUUUGCCAAUCUGGUUUUGCUAAUUAUGUGUGCGGAUUAUACGGUGAGGGAGUCACAAAUGCCGAAGAAAUUGCCUUUGGAUAUAGUCUGCAGCGAUAUGGAUCAGCGUUGGGAUAAGAGUGUGGAAACUUUCAUCAGUCAGCAGCAAACACAGCGACUGGAGAUUAAAGUAUUGGAAUUUUUCCAUCUGAACAACGAGUUUAUCCUGCUCAUCCUAUCCGCCAUUAUAUCGUAUCUCUUUAUACUUCUUCAGUUUGGCAUAACAGGGGGCUUUGAGGCCUCCGAUGAAAUUAAAAAUCAGUUUGAUUAA
Molecule: messenger RNA, 1569 nt
Organism: Drosophila rhopaloa
Lineage: Eukaryota; Metazoa; Arthropoda; Insecta; Diptera; Drosophilidae
Gene: Gr93a
Product: gustatory receptor for bitter taste 93a
Exons: 4
Coding region: 1-1569 (522 amino acids)
Biological process (GO): sensory perception of taste
Cellular component (GO): axon; dendrite; membrane
Source: RefSeq, a predicted model, not a curated record